CCAGCUGAUGAGCAUAUUGGCAUGCACAUCCUUUCGCCUCACUGACUUAUUGAGGAUUUGUUAGCAUCCUCGUGCGCAGCGGGUUCAUUGUUAUCGACUAUUUUGACAUUCAACGGACUCGUGUUUCUGGUUCGAUUUCUAGUACCUCCCUCCUCCUCCUUUUCCUCCUCUUGUUUAGCCAGGGCAGGAUGUUCCCAUCAUCGUCCAGAAGCUCUGCGUUCUCACCCUGGUCGUCCAUGGAGCAGUCGGACUCGGAAGCUUUGGACAUCAGCGCCAAAGUGCAGCUGCACGGCGUCCUGUGGAAAAGACCCUUCGGACGACCCUCGGCUAAGUGGUCACGCAGAUUCUUUGUGAUCAAAGACAGCUUUCUGCUCUACUACGCUGAGAGUGAGAAGAGGAGCUUUGAAAGCAGCAGGAUCUUCAACAUCCACCCGAAGGGAGUGAUUCCCCUGGGAGGAUGCGUAGUGUCUGCCACGGAGGACAUGGGCAUGCCCUUUGGCCUCGUUGUCAGUCUGGAAGACUUCUCGGGCACCAUUGUGGUGGCAGCGGAGUCUGAGGAGGAGCAGCUGCAUUGGAUGGAGAUGCUGCAGGAGUCGGGCAAAGUCACGUGGAAGAACGCUCAGCUGGGAGAAGCCAUGAUUGAAAGUCUGGAGGCUCAGGGGCUUCAGCUGGCCAAGGAGAAGCAGGAGUACUUAGAUAAACUGAUGGAGGAGACGGAGGAGCUCACGCACCAGCGAGCACAGAGAGAAGAGCUGGAGCGCCUCAAUCAGGUUCUGGAGGAGGAGAAGAUGAAGUACGAGGAAGUAGUGAUGGAGCUCAAGGCCGAGCAGGAGCAAAUUAAACUCGACCUGGAGGGCACGACUGAAUCUUUGCAAGGUGUAGCGAGUGAGAAGGAGGAGCUGAGCGGCCUAACGGUCAUGCUGCAGAAGUCCAUCGAGCAACUCUCCUGGGAGAAGCGGAGAACUCUGGAGCUGCUGGAGGCAAAAGGCGAAGACAAGGAGGAGGAGGAGGAGAAGACAGAUGAGGAAGAAGAGGAGGUGGUGGAGAGCAGGAAGGCGCCGGGAAACCUGGACCUCCUGCAGGAUCUGCACCACAUCGAGGAGCAGAUGAAGCUGCUGCUGAAGGAGAAGGAGCAAGCAGACGAGAAGCUGCGUGAGAACCAGCAGAGGGCAGAUGUCCUGCAAAAGGAGCGAGAGUUUUACUCGUCACAGGCCAAUACGCUGCAGCAGUCGCUCACUCAGCUCACCGCCGACAAGCAGCAGACGGAGGCCGAGCUGCGGGCGGAGAUGGAGUCUCGCAUGGAGUUGGAGAAGAGGCUGAAGCAAGCCGAAGAGGCCCUGCAAGAUCUGGAGAAAGGUCUGGACUCUUUGGAUCGCACCAGCGAGCGAGACCAGAGGAUGAGGGGUGACGUCACUCAGCUGAGGCGCUUCUUCGAGGAGUGCAUCUGCGCGGCCGAAAUCGAAGCCAAGCUGCCGGCCAUCAUGAAGAACGCCGUCUACCUCCACAAGGCGGCGGCGCGGAGGAUCAAAAGCUGCCGCGUUCAGAGGAGAGCUUCGAGACGACACUGGUUGAAACACUCCAAGUCCUUUGCCACGGCCAGCCUGGACGGCGGCGUGGGCAACAGCAUGGAGGAGCUGAGGGAGACGGCACGCCGCCUCACCUCCGACAGUAACUUCCGGGAGAGCGUGUACAAGAUCAUAGCGCGCAAGGACGUCGCCUCCAGCUUUGACCAAGACUGACGUCGGGUGGACUACUUCCCCGGGCGGAGGUGAUCACGUUUGUUUAUGACGCCAGUGAAAACAACACACGGCAAUAACAAACAUGGCACACGUUAGUAUUAGUUACUUUGUUGUAGAUUUUUCUAGUAGAUACUCGAGUGAGGUAGGAAUUAAUUUUUUUAGUAUGAACCCUUAAUUUGAGACUUGGCAGUCAACAUAGUGACACCAAAUUCUAUUUUUUUUUCAAUCAAUUUUGUACAGUUUUGAUCAACUGUAAAUCAUAAUUUAGGGGUAGAGAGAGUCGUCCAAAAUGGCCGUCGUUAUCGAGAUGAGACGCUUCCAUUAUCAAAGAAAAAAAAGUUUUAUUCUCCUUUUGAUUGUUUCCUUGCCACGGCCCAGUUUUGUUUUGAAUCGUAGCCACACCUGAACUGAACAUGUUGCACACAGGAAAGAAGGUUUGCGGAACAGAAAAGGAACGGCCUUGAUGU
Syngnathus typhle (broad-nosed pipefish) is the source of this 2206-nucleotide messenger RNA. RefSeq names its product pleckstrin homology domain containing, family D (with coiled-coil domains) member 1 (gene plekhd1). Bases 189 to 1739 code for a protein of 516 amino acids. The record is from RefSeq and is a predicted model, not a curated record. Lineage: Eukaryota; Metazoa; Chordata; Actinopteri; Syngnathiformes; Syngnathidae. The transcript has 13 exons.